AUGGCAACAACAGAGGCUCUUGUUACCAAAAUAGGGACGACGGCGAAGGCACUCUAUACUAGAAUAGCAAUGAUAGUGAACGCUCUCCUUAUCGAAACAACGAUGAUGGCGAAUGAGCUCUCCGAAUGCAGCAUCGAAUUUUUCAGAGACAAGUAUGUCCGCACACCCAUUUCCUUCUCUGUAAACAUGCUGGAUUUGGAUUUCCCAAUCUCUGUUCAACAGCUCCUAAAGUUUAUUGGCAUCCCGCCGAUGUUCUGCUCGAACUUCAUCCACCUGUGUUCAACUUACACCACCCUUUCACUUGAUAGAAGGCCUCAUUUACAAAACUCUGCUUUGUGUCAACUGCUUCGAUCAAUUCGUCGAUUUCGAGGGCUUCGAGGAGUGAAGCACCGGAGACUGAUGGACGGCCCGCGGUCGAAGAUCAGGAUGAAGAGACUUGUGCCUUCAGCACCAAUGGCAUCCGCCAGCAAAGAACUCGAAGAACAGCUUCACGAAGUUGGAAGUAAGCUCCUGGAUCCUCCCUCUUCUGCCAACGAUGUCCUGCGCCUUCUAAAUCAACUUGAGCGUUGCCUCUUGGGGGUUGAACAGUCUCCUACAAAAUCAAUACAAAAUGCACUCUCAACGUCACUGAAAGCAUUAAUUGUUGAUAAACUUGUGAGGCAUUCAAAUGAUGAUGUGAAAGUUUCAGUAGCCUCUUGCAUCACUGAAAUAGCAAGAAUAACUGCACCUGAUUGUCCGUAUGAUGAUCACCAAAUGCGGGUGGUGUUUCAAUCAAUUGUAUCUUCAUUUGAAAAUCUAAAUGAUAAGUCAAGCCGGUUAUAUGCUAAGACAACAUCCAUUCUUGUAACUUUUGCGCAGACCAGAUUGUUUAUUGUAAUGCUAGAUCUUGACUGUGACGCCCUUAUUUUAGAGAUGUUUCGGCAUUUCUUCAAGGCUGUAAGGGAACAUCAUCCGGAGAAUGUUUUAUCAUCCAUUGAGAUUAUUACGACUCAUGUUAUAAAGGAAAGUGAAGAGAUAUCUCUGGACCUCCUUUCUCCAAUCCUAGCCAGCGUGAAGAAAGAUAUUGAGGGUGUUUGGCCUAAUGCUAAAAUAUUUGGGGAGAUGGUCCUGGAAAGUUGCGCAGAAAAGCUGAAACCCUACUUAGUGCCAGCUAUCCCCACCUUCGGUAUUUCUUUAGAUAAUUACAGCAACGUACUUGCUUCAAUAUGCGAAGGUACAUCUGGUAGCUUGGAGCAGAAUGAUUCACGUGUUUCCAAUGAAAAUAUGGUGAAAGAAGAGGAUGCUAAAAAGGUUAACCCUUCCCAAGAAGUCACUGUUGUUGAUGACUUUAAGGCUUCUUCGAGUAGGAUGAUUCAAGAGUUAAGAUAUCGAAAUAGGACCUGCUUAUGCAAUCAGAGAGCGUCCAUUCAAAUAUCAGACUCAGACAAGAAUCCUGGCAAGCUAUAUGCAACAUGUGCGACAAGGAGGUGCAAAUAUUUCGCUUGGGUCACGCCAGAAAUUGCAGAAACUAAAAUUGCCAAUGUCGAACGAGUUCCUGAACAUGAAAUGGUUCCUCUUAUCGAUAGGGUAACAAAGCUAGAGUUAGAAAAUGAUCAACUAAAGCUGAGAGUUGCACAUGUGGAAGAGAUUUGUCAGCGGAUGGACAACUUUUGUUCUGUUUUGCGUAAUUUAAGUUAUGUUUGA
Messenger RNA from Neltuma alba, 1683 nucleotides. RefSeq lists its product as uncharacterized. Gene Ontology annotation, cellular component: chromatin; nucleus. The record is from RefSeq and is a predicted model, not a curated record. Gene Ontology annotation, biological process: mitotic sister chromatid cohesion; DNA repair. The coding region runs from base 1 to 1683 and encodes 560 amino acids. NCBI's taxonomy places the organism in Eukaryota, Viridiplantae, Streptophyta, Magnoliopsida, Fabales, Fabaceae. The transcript has 9 exons.